AUGUCUACGGCAUUUCUCGUGGACAGUUUGUUGCAUGCACAGCGCGCACAGAGUUACAGUGAGAGUCAACUUAAGUCGAGCCUGAGUGAAAUGCUCCUGAGUCGUGGCCAGACGGCCGAACAGACGGACAGACAGGAGGAACGCUCCAGCGAAUUAUUGUGCAAUUGCAAUUGUGGUAAACGUGGCUAUAAAUGUGAUAAAUGUCGUGAGAAUCGUGCCGAAAGUGUUGAGAGCAUUGAGGAAAUGGAGUUGGAAGAUGACGAGGAUGAUGAUGAUGAGGAUGAGAUUGUGGCGGACAUUGAUAGCGUGGAGACGCCGAACUUAGACUUGGAUGAGGACCUCGACGAUGAGCUGGACAUGGAGUCACGACGUGAGGAAAUUAAAUUGCCCAAACUGGAGCCCAAACUAGAGCCCAACACCAACACAACCAGCGGCACAACCAUCCUGAAGGAUAACAUCAGCAAACCUAUUCUCAAAUUCAGCGUAUCCGCCAUUCUGGGCGAUACACGUGAAGGAGUGCGAGUCCGAAAUGAGUUCAUGCAACCGCAGCAUAUAUGGCCUUAUCUACAACAAAACUUUAUGCAACAGCAUACACAUCAAUAUCACCAGCACCAUCAACAGCAGCAACAGCAGCAGCACCAACAACCGACGUCACAUCAUCAUCACCAUCAGCAACACCAUCAGGCGUUGGUGGGACAGGCGCCACUGGGACUGCCACACCCACUGCAUCAUCAUGCACACGCCCAUGCCCACUCCCACUUUUUGCAUCCCGCAUUUCUAACGCAUCAGCAACAACAGCAGCAGCAUCACAGCAAUAGUUGUCAACCGCAAACCACAGCAACGACGGCCGCAUCCGCGUCGUCACCUGGUAGCACAAUUAGUGAUAGCGACAACAAUCACAGCAACAACAACAACAACAGCAAUAACAACAGUAUUCAGGAUGGUCGACCGCAUGAAAUCGGCACUGGCGACGAUGAGGACAACAGCAAUCGAAGAUUAACGCAAGAAAAGCUACAACAGCAACAACAACAACAACAGCAACAACUGUUGAGUGGACAAGCAACAGGAGGACCACCAACAGCGCAUCCGACACCACCACCACCACCACCGGCGGCAGGACCCGCACCGCCAAUACAUCCACAUCCCCCGCCAAUACAUCCGGUCAUUGCCAAGCCGAUGCCCAGCCGACCAACUCCCUUUCUGCCCCACACACUCAACCAUCCGCAUUUGCAUUCACUGCUGGCGCAUUGCCGCAAUCCCUACAUGAGUGUUGGUGCCCAAGUGUUUCCCCUGCCCCCCGGUCAGGGAUUUCCCUGGGCGCAUUCGACACGUGGAAAGCCUCGUCGGGGAAUGAUGCGACGUGCCGUCUUCUCAGAUUCACAGCGAAAAGGUUUAGAAAAGCGUUUCCAGCAACAAAAAUAUAUCAGUAAGCCGGAUCGCAAGAAAUUAGCUGAGAGAUUGGGUCUAAAAGACUCUCAGGUAAAAAUCUGGUUUCAAAAUCGCCGCAUGAAGUGGCGCAACUCCAAGGAGCGCGAACUGUUGGCCAACGGCGGCUCACGCGACCAAACGCUGCCCAACAAGAAUAAUCCUAAUCCGGAUUUAUCCGAUGCCAAAUGCGAUCGUCCGCUAACGCCGCUCUCCCCCGCGCUGCUGUCACCCAAUGGCAGUGCAACACCACCGCCAACAACAGCAACAGUUGCUGCUGGCAAGGAUGAGCCGCUGGCAGGAGCAAUAGGAGCAGGAGCUAGCGGGGCUGUCACACCCAAAUCACCGCUAUCUGCUGGCAACAGCAACUCACCCCCGCCCACAACAGCCGCUGAAUAUCAACUCAGCUCACCGCCUCCGCUCCUCACCAGCAUUAAGGGUCAAUCAGCCACGCCUACACCUACCACGCCCACAACAACAGUGUCAUCGGCUGCCUCAUCACCGCCAGGUGUCGCCAGUGCCGUCGAGUUUCAGGCCAAGAUCAAUGCGGAAAUGCAGAAGCAACUGGUUGCCGCCGAUCUUAAGUUUAAACUGGAGAGCAGCAUCCAAGAGGCGAAGCAGCGACGCUUCGAGCAGCUGCAGCAACAACUGCAUCAUUCUCCACACUUUACGGCCAUGAGGGAGGUGGAACUGGCGGCAGCAGCAGCUGCAGCGCAACUUCAUCAUCAUCACCAGCAACAGCAACAACAGCAGCAACACCAACAACAUCAACAACAGCAGCAGCAUCAGCAGCAACAACACAGCGCAGAGUUCAUGAAACUCUACUAUGAUGACUACGAUGACUCCAAUUCGGAUAGCGAUGAGGAAAUCAGCGUUACGUGAUUUCCAAAAUCAAAGGAAUUGCAUUGUAUAUAUACUCGUAUCUUUACCACUUUUAAUUGUACAUUUUGCGUAAUUAUUGAUUAUUAAAAUUCUUAAAAACUAA
Messenger RNA from Drosophila innubila, 2410 nucleotides. RefSeq names its product centrosomal and chromosomal factor (gene Dbx). Gene Ontology annotation, molecular function: DNA binding; DNA-binding transcription factor activity, RNA polymerase II-specific. The transcript has 5 exons. Gene Ontology annotation, biological process: regulation of transcription by RNA polymerase II. NCBI's taxonomy places the organism in Eukaryota, Metazoa, Arthropoda, Insecta, Diptera, Drosophilidae. The coding region runs from base 1 to 2307 and encodes 768 amino acids. The record is from RefSeq and is a predicted model, not a curated record.